Moneuplotes crassus is the source of this 980-nucleotide messenger RNA. The record is from the annotation of a GenBank genome assembly. NCBI's taxonomy places the organism in Eukaryota, Ciliophora, Spirotrichea, Euplotida, Euplotidae.
UGAAAAUGGAAAGGAAGUUUAGCCCAGCUUGGCCAAGCCAGAUGGAUCAUGUAGAGUCGGUUGUGCACAGGAGAAAACAGGAGAAGAAUUUACUCUAGGAGAGCCUGAUCGGCAUCGUGGCUGAUUUAGAGAAGAGCUUAAGGAGGGUGGAGAUCUUGAUACCCACCCCAGGUCCAAAGAUAAAGAUACGCUCUUUCUUCUGCUGAACAGAAGACACCUAUACCCACUUGGUCCUAGGGCCAACCAGCUGAGAACUUACUAUGUAUACGAAGUAACUGACAAAGAAGGAUAUAGCGACUCAUCGUUGGAAAAUUGAACCAUAUCAGACAACAAUCCCAAAUUUAGAUCAAGAUCUUCUAGAAGGCCAUAUUCCAAGGAACGGAGACUAGAAAUUUCUCCGUGAUCAAGAGAGUCAGAUACAGAGGAGACUAAACAAGAGGUUCACGAUUUUAAUUACCAAAUAUCAAGUAACCUUCUAAGAAAUUAAUGCUUCUCAAGCUAACCAUAUAAGUCUUUCUGAAAGCUCGGAGCAGAGUUCUAUAACUCAACAAAGCACUCCAACAACAUCUAUAUGAAACACAAAAAGCCAUUAUUCCGAUGGUUCAUUAACGGACUCCUCACAAAAGGACUCCUCACAAAAGGAGAAAUUUGAUGUCCUGACUCCUGAUGACUUCUAACAAGCUUGAAAAUUCAGGGCCAAGCUUAGUUAAAUCCUUCAAAGUCGAUCUACCAGAGAAGUCACCUCUGGCCAUCUCUCUAAAUAACUAAAGAAGAGCCCUAAAAUUUCAUCCCUAGUACAAAGACAAUACAAAUUGUUGCAACCAAAGGCUGCAAGUAAACACUAGGGAUGAGUUUGUUAUAGAAGCCAACCAAGCUGUCUCUAGUUUAGAAUCUUCUGGUCCUCCUUAGGAUUCAUUCUCAAGAGACAUCUUAAUUGCUUUUAUGACAAAUCUCUACUCAAAUAAUUCUUUUACAAGUCA